AUGCACCAGAACUCCUAUGUGAGAAACGGCUGGAAUAUGCUGGAUUUUGUGAUCGUCAUCGUAGGUCUCUUCAGUGUUGUUCUGGAGCUGAUAACCAAAGAUCGUGAUGUCAGCGGUCAGUCGGGGGGGAAGCCGGGCGGGUUCGACGUCAAGGCUUUGCGGGCGUUCAGAGUUCUGCGGCCCCUCCGCCUCGUCUCAGGAGUGCCAAGCCUACAGGUGGUGCUGAACUCCAUCAUUAAAGCGAUGGUUCCUCUCCUCCACAUCGCUCUGCUGGUGCUCUUCGUCAUCAUCAUCUACGCCAUCAUCGGCCUGGAGCUGUUCAUCGGGAAGAUGCACGCCACCUGCUACCUGAGCGCCACGCGUAUUUUAGCAGAAGAGGAUCCCGCACCCUGUUCUCUGUCGGGUCACGGGCGUCACUGUCCGCUUAAUGGCACUGUAUGCAGAGACGGAUGGCACGGACCAAACAACGGCAUCACCAACUUCGACAACUUCCUGUUCGCCAUGCUGACUGUGUUCCAGUGCAUCACGAUGGAGGGCUGGACAGAUGUGCUGUACUGGAUGAACGAUGCCAUGGGUUUUGAGUUGCCUUGGGUUUAUUUCGUCAGCCUGGUGAUCUUCGGCUCCUUCUUUGUCCUCAAUCUAGUGUUGGGAGUUCUCAGCGGUGAGUUCUCCAAAGAGCGCGAGAAGGCCAAAGCUCGUGGAGAUUUCCAGAAGCUGCGUGAGAAGCAGCAGCUGGAGGAGGAUCUGAAAGGUUAUCUGGACUGGAUCACUCAAGCCGAGGACAUCGACCCGGAUAAUGAGGAAGAGGGAGAUCAGGAGGCCAAACGCAACCGAGUGAUGCUGGCUGAUCUCAGCCGCUCCAAGAGCACCGCAAACUCAGCCUGGUUCAGUCAGUCCACUGAGACUCAGGCGAGCGUCCCGACCAGCGAAAACGAGUCAGUGAACACGGAGAACCCAGGAGAAGACGAGAAGGUCUUCUGCGGGCCUUUCUGCCGCUGGCGGUGCUGGAACAGGUUUUGUCGCAGAAAGUGUCGAGCUGUGGUAAAAUCCACCCUAUUUUACUGGCUGGUGAUUCUGCUGGUGUUUCUCAACACACUCACGAUAUCAUCAGAGCAUUAUAAUCAGCCCGACUGGCUUACGGAGGUCCAGGAUGUGGCUAAUAAGGUGUUGCUAGCGCUGUUCACAUGUGAGAUGCUGAUUAAGAUGUACAGUCUGGGGCUGCAGGCGUACUUCGUGUCGCUCUUCAACCGCUUCGACUGCUUCGUGGUUUGCGGAGGAAUCGUGGAGACCAUUCUGGUGGAGCUGGAGAUCAUGUCUCCACUCGGCAUCUCCGUCUUCCGCUGCGUCAGGCUCCUGCGGAUCUUCAAAGUCACACGUCACUGGGCAUCUCUCAGUAAUCUGGUGGCAUCUCUGCUGAACUCCAUGAAGUCGAUUGCGUCUCUCCUGCUGUUGCUCUUCCUCUUCAUCAUCAUCUUCAGUCUGCUUGGCAUGCAGCUCUUCGGUGGAAAGUUCAACUUUGAUGAGACUGUGACCAAACGCAGCACUUUCGACAACUUCCCUCAGGCCUUGUUGACUGUCUUUCAGAUCCUGACGGGGGAGGACUGGAACACGGUGAUGUAUGAUGGGAUCAUGGCGUAUGGUGGACCCUCUUCCUCAGGCAUGCUGGUGUGCAUCUACUUCAUCAUCCUCUUCAUCUGUGGAAACUGUAUUCUGCUGAACGUCUUCUUGGCCAUUGCUGUGGAUAAUCUGGCAGACGCAGAGAGCCUGAACUCAGCCCAAAAAGAGGAGGAGAAGAAGAACAAGAGGAGGAAGAGCAGGAGUAUGAGCAUCUACAAGAGAGAUGGAGAUGACCGUGAUCUUAAGGCACUUGAUGAUCAGGAGGCCAAUCAGGAUCUGGCAGAGGAGCUGGCGGACUCCUCAGAAGAGGAAGAGGAAGACGAGCCCGAGGUGCCUUCAGGACUGCGGGCACAGAGACUGUCAGAGCUGAGCCUCAGAGAAAAGAUGCCACCCAUUCCAGACGGCAGCUCCUUCUUCAUCCUGAGCAACUCCAACCCAAUCCGUGUGUUGUGCUAUCGGCUCAUCAACCAUCAGAUCUUCACCAACCUCAUCCUCAUCUUCAUCAUGCUGAGCUCCGUCUCGCUGGCGGCCGAAGACCCCAUCCGAAACUUCUCUGCCCGAAACAUCGUUCUGGGUUAUUUCGAUUAUGCCUUCACCGCUAUUUUCACAGUGGAGAUCUUGGUGAAGAUGACGGCGUUCGGCGCUUUCCUACAUAAAGGCGCUUUCUGCCGGAGUUACUUCAAUCUGCUGGAUCUGCUGGUGGUGGGAGUCUCUCUGGUGUCCUUCGGCAUUCAGUCGUCUGCUAUUUCAGUGGUGAAGAUCUUGAGGAUUCUGCGGGUUCUUCGUCCGCUGAGAGCCAUAAACAGAGCCAAAGGACUGAAGCAUGUGGUUCAGUGUGUGUUUGUGGCCAUCCGGACGAUCGGGAACAUCAUGAUCGUCACCACACUCCUGCAGUUCAUGUUCGCCUGCAUCGGCGUGCAGCUCUUCAAGGGGAAGUUUUACCGCUGCAGUGAUGAAGCAAAGUCAACGCCAGAGGACUGCAAAGGGACGUAUAUCGUGUACAGCAUGGGUGAGACGGCAUUUCCUCAGAUGCGCGAGCGGCUCUGGUUCAACAGUGACUUUAACUUUGAUAAUGUUCUGAUGGCCAUGAUGGCGCUCUUCACCGUCUCCACCUUUGAGGGAUGGCCGGCGCUGCUGUACAAGGCCAUCGACUCCAGCAAGGAGAACAUGGGCCCCAUUUACAACUACCGCGUGGAGAUCUCCAUCUUCUUCAUCAUCUACAUCAUCAUCAUCGCCUUCUUCAUGAUGAACAUCUUUGUGGGUUUCGUCAUCGUCACCUUUCAGGAGCAGGGAGAGAAAGAGUACAAGAACUGUGAGCUGGACAAGAACCAGCGGCAGUGUGUUGAAUACGCUCUGAAAGCGCGUCCGCUGAGGAGGUACAUCCCCAAGAACCGAUAUCAGUACAAGUUCUGGUAUGUGGUGAACUCUACAGGCUUCGAGUACAUCAUGUUUGUGCUGAUCGUCCUCAACACGCUGUGUCUGGCCGUUCAGCAUUACGGCCAGUCGCAUCUCUUCAACUAUGCGAUGGACGUUCUGAACAUGGUCUUCACAGGUGUCUUCGCUGUGGAAAUGAUUCUCAAACUGGUUGCCUUCAAGCCGAAGGGUUAUUGUGUGGACCCCUGGAAUGGGUUUGAUGCUCUGGUGGUCAUUGGCAGCGUAGUAGACAUCAUUCUGAGUCAGCACUAUUUUGCUGAUGCAUGGAACACAUUUGAUGCCUUAAUUGUUGUUGGUAGCAUCGUUGACAUUGCAAUUACAGAAAUCAAUAACACUGAGGACAGUGCGAGAAUCUCCAUCACGUUCUUCCGGCUGUUUCGGGUCAUGCGUUUAGUGAAGCUGCUGAGCCGAGGAGAAGGCAUCCGCACGCUCCUCUGGACAUUCAUCAAGUCUUUUCAGGCUCUGCCGUAUGUGGCUCUGCUCAUCGCCAUGCUCUUCUUCAUCUACGCUGUCAUUGGAAUGCAGGUAUUCGGGAAGAUUGCUAUGGUGGAUGGAACCAGUAUUAAUCGCAAUAAUAAUUUCCAGACCUUUCCUCAAGCUGUGCUCCUGCUGUUCAGGUGUGCGACAGGUGAAGCCUGGCAGCAGAUCAUGUUGGCUUGUUUACCUGGAAAACUGUGCGAUUCCGAGUCCGACUAUAAUCCUGGGGAAGAGAAAUCCUGCGGCAGCAACUUCGCCAUCCUCUACUUCAUCAGCUUCUACAUGCUCUGCGCUUUCCUGAUCAUUAAUUUAUUCGUCGCCGUCAUCAUGGACAACUUCGACUACCUGACACGUGAUUGGUCGAUUCUCGGACCACAUCAUCUAGAUGAAUUCAAGAGGAUCUGGUCGGAAUAUGAUCCCGAGGCCAAGGGCCGAAUCAAGCAUUUAGACGUGGUGACGUUACUGCGCAGGAUUCAGCCGCCCCUGGGCUUCGGCAAACUGUGUCCACAUAGAGUUGCAUGCAAGCGGCUGGUAGCCAUGAAUAUGCCCCUGAACAGUGACGGUACGGUGAUGUUCAACGCCACGCUGUUCGCUCUGGUCAGAACGGCUCUGAAGAUCAAGACUGAAGGGAAUCUGGAACAAGCCAAUGAGGAGCUGCGAGCCGUCAUCAAGAAGAUCUGGAGGAAAACCAGCAUGAAGCUCCUAGACCAAGUGGUGCCCCCUGCUGGAGAUGAUGAGAUCACCGUUGGGAAGUUCUACGCAACUUUCCUGAUCCAAGACUACUUCAGGAAAUUCAGGAAACGCAAAGAGCAAGGGCUUGUGGGAGGACAGAUGCUCUUCAACACCACCACCGCUCUACAGGCUGGUCUGCGUACGCUGCAUGAUAUCGGCCCUGAGAUCUGUCGAGCGAUCUCCUGUGAUCUUCAGGAUGAAGGUCUGGUCGACGCUAACCUUCAUGAGGAGGAGGAGAUGGUCGGGAGGAACGGUGUUGUGUUUGGGAAUCAUGUGAGUGGUGAUCAGUUCAGCAGUGUUACUCAGCGUCCUCUGCAGCUGCCGCUCCCUCUCUGCUCCACGCACACUCACAGUCAGUCGCUGUCGGAUGCCAGAUCCUCCAACUCUAAUAUAAACAACGCCAACGGGCCCGGCAUCACCAACGGCUGGCACAGCGGCAGGAGCCUGGUGUCGUCUCUGAGCGUCUGCCUGAACCUCAGAGUGGAUGGAGAAACACACACACACAGGCCGUUCUCCAGCGCUGUUGGAUAUCCCACUAUCCACGUGGAGAACCCGACUCGUGAUGAUGUCAGUGACGAGGACAGGACUUCUGGAGAGUUUUACAGCGGUGAAGAGUUUCACGAUGAGGACGUGACGCUGGCCAGAGACAGGUCAUACCGAGACGUCCAGGACACACUCAGUGAUGGAGAUUCAGUCCGAGAGCAGGACGUGUAUGAGUGUGUGUGUGAUGAUGAAGACGAGCAGCUGAUUUCCCAGCACCCCCAGCGCUCCUCAAGACGACUCCUGCGCUCCACGGCUCCAGCCUCUCACAGGUCUGCUUUCCAUUUCGAGUGUCUGCGCAAACAGAGUCAGGAUCAGAUUCAGCUUCGUCCCGCAGCUUCACCACCACAGCAUCAUCAGGUGAGGAUGAUGAGUGGUCAGGAAUCCAGCCAAUCACGACUCUCUCCGACACGCUCCAUCCGCUCGUGGGUCACGCCCCCAACCACGCCCCCUCCAUACACUCCACUGGUCCAGGCCGCACCCAGCGCCAGCAGCACGCCGGGAUUGGUCCACAGGGGCUUUUGGAACACCCAGCAGGCCUCUGACUGGUCGAUGCGGUCUCCACCCACCUCCUCCUCCCUCCUGAAGGUCCCGCCGCGGCUCUGUGGACAUCAUUUGCAGACGCGGAGCAGCGCACACAGCCUGGUGGAGGCCGUGAUGAUAUCUGGUGGACUGGGAAAAUACGCAAAGGAUCCAAAGUUUGUGACUGUAACCAAACACGAGAUUGCAGACGCUUGCGAAAUGACAAUCGAUGAGAUGGAAAGUGCUGCUAGCAACUUACUGAAUGUGACACUAGGCUCUGGAGGAAACGAGACGGGUUUGAGUCCCAAUCUUCGAGAAUACAGCGACGAGGAGACGGACAGCAGCAGCCGACGGGACGAGGAUCUGGCGGACGAAAUGAUCUACGUCUCAGUGUUGUAGUGGUGUAAAAAUGAGGUAACCGUGCCUUUAAAAACUGCAGUGUCAAGCUCUGCUGCUCACGCUGACCAAUCGCUUUACACUCCUUUUGAGCUUUUCAUGUAGUUAAACCUAUUGAUGUCUUGGGAAAUUUCCAAAACUGAUAGUGUUAGGAAUAAACUGGACAAUCUGUUCAGCUUUUGAUGAUCCCGAACCAAUUUAACCAGACAAAGAUCACUUGGUCAAACAGAUGCGCUUUCGCUAACUGUGUAAAACAACACAGGCUCAUUGGAAAUAUGUCUCAUGCUAUAUGUUGCUCCGGGUGCGUUUUGUUGUGUGUUUUACAUGCCAAAUCCACUAGAGGGCGCUGUCGACAUUUUUUUUUUUUUGCGAAUCUGAAAUACAUUAAUUUGGGUGUGUUUUGUUGGAUGAUUCAGAUGGCAAAUCCACAAGAGGAUGCUCUAUACAUUUUUGCGAAAACGUAAAAUACGUUCUUUGGGUGCGUUUUGUUGUACAUUUCAGAUAACAAAUCCACUAGAGGGCACUGUAUACAUUUCUGCGAAUAUGAAAUACAUUAAUUAGGAUAUUUUUUGUUUCAUGUUUCAGAUGACAAAUCCACUAGAGGGCGCUGUCUACAUUUUUUUUUUUUGCGAAUCUGAAAUACAUUAAUUUGGGUGCGUUUUGUUGGAUGAUUCAGAUAACAAAUCCACUAGAGGGCGCUGUGUACAUUUGUUCGAAUAUGAAAUACAUUAAUUAGAAUAUUUUUUGUUUCACAUGACAAAUCCACUAGAGGGCGCUGUCGACAUUUUUAGCAAUUCUGAAAUACGUUAAUUAGGGUACAUUUUGUUGUACAUUUCAGAUGACGAAUUUACUAGAGGGUUCUGAAUACAGUUUUGUGAAAUGUAAAAUACAUUGCUCUUGGUACGUCUUAUUGCGCAUUUCAGAUGACAAAUCUACUAGUGGGUGCUGUGUACAAUUUAGGGCAUCUUAAAUAUGUUUCUUAUAGUGCAUUUUGUUGUUUGAUUCACAUGACAAAUCCACUAGAGGGCGCUGUCUACAUAUGAAUAUGAAAAACAUUAAUUAGGAUAUUUUUUUAAUGCGGGUUUCAGGCGACAAAUCCAUAAAUACAGUUUUGCGAAACUUAAAAUACGUUGCUCUCUGUAUGUUAUGUUGUGCGUUUCAGAUGACAAAUCCACUAGAACACGCUUAAUACAUUUCUGCUAAUCUGAAAUACAAUAAUUAUAGUAUGUUUUGUUGUAUAUUUCAGAUUGCAAAUCCACUAGAGGGCGCUAAAUACAUUUCUGCUAAUCUGAAAUACAUUCAUUAGGGUAUGUUUUGUUGUAUAUUUCAGAUGGCAAAUCCACUAGAGGGCGCUGUCUACAUGUCUCAGAAUCUGAAAUAUAUCAUUUAGGGUACAUUUUGUUGUACUGUAUGUUUCAGAUCCACGUCCACAAGAAGGCAGCGCUUGUCGUACAGAGCUAAACCCUUUCCCUAAACCCAACCCAUCGUGUUUUCAGAAGCAGACGUAGGAGAAAAGUGCACUGUAACCACAUUGUUUUACCUUGAUUUUACAGUGCUUUUAUCUCUUAUGUGGAGGCGUGCUUCACCUGAACCCGAGCGCUCUGCAGCACAAACACAACACCAUACAAAGUGAACUACAAGCAAACUACCCACGCCACAAAAGGUGUCCAUAAGGAGAUAGAUAGGUGAUGCAAGUUAUUCACAGACAGCGUUAAGUUGUUUUGUGCUGUUUAUUUUGGUGUUGUGCGAAGAACGGCUUGAAAAUAAUAAUGUAUUCAUCAUUAAUAUGUCCCUGUAAGUAUCAUUAGUGUGAAAAGGAGCAAACGUUGUCAUCACACUGCCCCCUAGUGUUCGUUUUAUCCACAAACUGCAAUCACAUGUAAGUUGAAAUACGUUUUUUGUGGUUUCACACAAGCAAAAGUAUUUCCAAUGAGCCUGUGUUGGAGUACAGAAGUGUGUUCACAUCUGUGAAGCAAUUACCGUGGUAAAAGCUUCACAGUAUUAACUCCUUUUGGAAUAACCAGGGGCCUCAUUCAUAAAGAUGUGCAUAAUGAUACAACACAUUCUGAAAGUAUCCUAUAAAUGAUUUACUGUCAUUAACAUUUACAUGUUCCUAAAUAU
Molecule: messenger RNA, 7839 nt
Organism: Danio aesculapii
Lineage: Eukaryota; Metazoa; Chordata; Actinopteri; Cypriniformes; Danionidae
Gene: cacna1db
Product: calcium channel, voltage-dependent, L type, alpha 1D subunit, b
Exons: 44
Coding region: 1-5721 (1906 amino acids)
Biological process (GO): calcium ion import across plasma membrane
Cellular component (GO): voltage-gated calcium channel complex; membrane
Molecular function (GO): high voltage-gated calcium channel activity
Source: RefSeq, a predicted model, not a curated record